Necator americanus (New World hookworm) is the source of this 978-nucleotide messenger RNA. RefSeq lists its product as uncharacterized. Gene Ontology annotation, molecular function: serine-type endopeptidase activity. Gene Ontology annotation, biological process: proteolysis. NCBI's taxonomy places the organism in Eukaryota, Metazoa, Nematoda, Chromadorea, Rhabditida, Ancylostomatidae. The transcript is spliced from 9 exons. Bases 1 to 978 code for a protein of 325 amino acids. The record is from RefSeq and is a predicted model, not a curated record.
AUGAUCAUCCUGUGGUGGAUAGGAUUCUCAUUGGCUUAUGCACACCAUAUCGAGAAAUCCUUUUUCAUGCGUAAUGAAAACAGUCCCGGCCAGAAGCAGUGUGGAUUCCACUUUUUGCCUACGGUGACCAACGAAAAAGGGCCAGCGUUCAUUUCAAUGGGAGGAAGACUGGUGGAACCAAAUGAAUAUCCGUUUGCGGUUCACAUCGAUACUGAUCUUCAGAGUUGUACUGGUGUACUAAUAUCAAAACGCUAUGUCCUGACAGCGGCCCACUGUCUAGUAGGAGCGAAGAAUGAAGCACAAGAGAUACGGAUGUGUGGACUAGGACCUUGGAAUGCACGCAGAGUCGAUAAGUAUGUUUUGAAACCAGCGGAGUUGAGUAUUUAUCCCGGAUCCAGAUGCCCUAAUCCAGAAUCUUGCACACCGUACAGAACUAAGCACAAUAUUCGUUUGGUGAAUCCUCAUCCAGAAUAUAAUAUCUGCAAUGGCGAGAACGAUAUAGCACUAAUUGAACUCGAGGAAGAUGUCUCGGAGAAGGACGCAGUUCCAAUUUGUGUACCAGACGAGAACGAAAUGCUUUCCGGUCUUUUAUCUGCUAUUGGAUAUGGAGAUAAUCCAUAUGCCAAAGAUCCGGAGAAGCCAGCAUUAAGGGUAGUGGAUUUUGAGAAUUACAUAGAAGACAACGGUAAAAUUAUUACCAUCGAUCGAGCAAGGAGUAUUUGUCCUGGUGACAGUGGCGGUCCACUCUUUAAAAAAAAUAAAGACGGCUUAACACUUGUUGGAAUCGCUUUUGCCAUAACACCAGAAUGUUCUAAAUAUAACAGAGUGAGAAAAGGCUACUACACUGACGUGCGAAAACAUCUUUAUUGGAUCUGCGAAUAUUCAGGUGUUUGCUACGGCAUCGGCAAGUGGAAAACUAAAUUCAGUAGAGACGACGGGACUAAUUUCGGAGAACAGCACGACACCGAUAUCUCCUAA